CCACUGUUCAAAAAAGAUGAGGCCACUUCCCAUCGCUUUGGGAAGAUAUCAAGAAAGAUGGAAACAUGCUUUUAAUGCUAAAUAUUAAACACGCCUGCCAUAAUCUUUAAACUACGAUAUAGUAGGGGAUAAUACUACUAGGGCACACUUCUCGUUAAUACUACGAGUUGCUACAUUUGCAUGCACAGCGACUAAAUAAGGUGAAAGGGAUUGAAGGGAUGCUUAAGGAGGCUGUUGGUUCCACCAGCGGAGCUCACGUGAAAGACAACAAAUAGCAUGCACUGUGUCUGCUAACAAACCUUUGACAGUCUCCUUCAGAAACAUAUCUUCACAGGACGCAACACGCAGGAUGUAAACGAAGAGACAGCCACAUGUUCACCAUCAAGAAGAGAAGAUGUCAGUGGUCGUGGUCGGUGCGCUCCUGUGCGUGUCUUGUUGGGUCUCGCUCUACUUUAUCUUGUGUAGCGUUAACGGGUCCAGGAGCUACGAGUGGAACUGUCGCCUCGUCACUUUGUUUCACGGCAUCCUGGCAGUCUGCAUCACAGCAUACAUAGGCUAUGUGGAUGGACCCUGGCCCUUCACUUAUCCAGGUACUAAGAACACUCCUCUGCAGAUAAGUGCCAUGGUGGUGAGCCUCGGCUACUUUAUCUUUGACAUGGCCUGGUGUGUGUACUUCCGCACAGAGGGACCCGUUAUGUUGGCCCACCACACCAUGAGCAUCCUGGGAAUCCUGUUGACCCUAUGGUUGGGGGAGUCUGGCAUCGAGUCCUGCGCGGUACUCUUUGGCAGUGAAAUCACCAACCCCCUCCUGCAGGCACGCUGGUUCCUUAAACAGACGGGACAUUACGGGACGCUGCUGGGGGACGUAGUGGACGUCCUGUUCGUGCUGCUGUUUGUGGUGAUGCGAGUCUUCGUGGGAGGCACAAUGCUGUACUGUGAGCUGAUCUCCCCAAGACCCAGAUUCUUUAUCAAGUGUGGGGGAGUGGCGAUGUACGCUCUAUCCUGGGCAUUCAUGGUGGACAUUGUUCGAUUUGCCAUUCGGAAGAGCAAGAGAUGGCAUAAACAGAAGAGAGAGACGGUGGCAGCUAACGGUCAUGAAGGGAAGAACGACUGAUUUGGUUUCUGCUUCUCUAAAGGAAAUCUGUAUCUGUAUUUUUCACUGUGGACGCACGAGGGAAAGUGCAAAGGAAACAAACUUUGCGUGUGUUAAACAGAGAUUAAAACGGGGGAUAUUUCAAAGUCAUAGUUUUCUGUGUGGGGAAAUAUCCUGUGACGUCUGUCUGUAAGGUCUAACACCUGCACAUUUUAUGAAACGACUCCUUUUGUUACGCAGCUAUUUCACAUUUUUGAUUAUCGUGUAAAAUGUGCAGUUAACAAACAACACAGAUGUAGUUUAUAUGUCACUGAAAACCAAAGCACUUUCUAUAAUCAUAUGAACAGAUGUUGCUUUUAGUUGCAGUGAACUGUGGCCUAGUCAUGUGUCACCACACAUGACUGUUCCAACAACAGUUCCAAAUAUAAGCUCAAUGUUAGGAAAGAUACAGUUUACAGUAUUGCCUGUCCACCUUGUGAAACAUUUUUAAAAAACAUUUCAAAAAGGUCUUUCUUGGGAAACUUUGAGCAGAUGUUAAAAGAUGUACUCAGGGAGAUGAAGUCAUAUCAGAAAGUUGGAUUAAACUCCAGAGAAAUAUGUGUAAUGAAUUCGAUUACUUUGUUUAAUCCAGUUUUUUAGCAAUUCCUUUUACGCUUUUGCCUGCUGUCUGAAAUCCUAUUCCAGAUCCAACCCAACAAAAACAUUUCAUUUAUUUAACUUCCCUGAGACUCCUCUCAAUUACAUAGUUCUACACUGAUAACACUAUUGUUGUUGCUGUCCAUUUAGAUAUUUAUGUUACCUAUAAAUAUCUUUAAAAUGUUUAGUGAAAUGGUGUCAGAAUAUGCACUUUAUAGCUUUAGUGUAAUUGAGGAGACUGAUUCCAAUGAUCCGUACUCUGUUCUGAUAGCUCCCAGUUAAUUACAUUUAGUGGAGUCACGUUUCAGUCUCACAGAGAUCUUGUCAGACAAGACAAUUCAAUACAAUUUAUUGCGAGCUGUUAGUACAUUGUGCUGUUCUCUUAUCUGACUUCUUCUUCAGUUCCUUUUUUGUUGUUGUGGAUCCAGCAUCUUUUUGAGAUGCUUACGCUCUACUCUCUGCUUGUCUUAAUCUUGCCUCGAACACAUGCCACUGUCGGGACUAGCAGGUUUGUCUGACUUGAGACUGGAUGAAAACCUGUGCAGUCAUGCAUGCAUCUUUUGUGUCCCGCCUCUAAAAUGUUAAGAUUUUUAUAGUUGGUCUUAAAACGAGGCAGUGACACACACACACACACACACACACACACACACACACACACACACACACACACACACACACACACACACACACACAACUAGGGCUGGGCAAUAGUUCUAAUUUAUUGACUGUCAUGUUGAGAUGAUAUAAUCAUACUGGAUUACAGUUUUCCAUUCAUUCCAAACGUACACAAAUAUUAGUAAAUGUUUUUGAAGAGCUUAAUGCCUGUGAUUUUUCUUGCCUACAUUUGCUAUAAUGUGAUAUUAAUUAUCAGAAAAAUAUUCAUCUCAAUAUUGUGCAGAGAGAACACACAAGUGCAUUAUGGGAUGAAGGCAGGUGUAUUGUUAUGUGUAGACUAUAUUACAGUUUUGCCUGCUCCGUGACUGAAUUUGUUCCAUGCCAAGAAAGUUAUCAAACUACCAGGUUUUUAUCUUUGUGCUCAGAUCAGUGUUCUUAUUAUUUGACCAUAUUUUGUUUGUUAUUUCAGUGCACAUGGAUAUCUACAGUAAUGUGCUAAAACGCCUGCCAUUCCUUUUGUUUUCCUAUUUAUAUUAUAUUUAUAUUUGAUGUGUUGAGCUCAUAAAAGGUCUGUUUCUCCGGCUGAAUCAUGUGAGCAUCACCGAUAUAUCCGAGAAAGUAAAACUCUAACUGGUGUGUGCCUUAGUUAUCUGAAUGUACUUUCCUAAUUUUGUUUGUUUUGUUUUUCUUUUCUGCUGUACUGUAAACCCUCCCAACAUGCGUAUAGGAGUAAUGAAGAACCAUUUUUAAUUUGGGGUUUCAUGAUUUGCCUUUGUAAUCCCUUUUGUGAAGUCAAAUAAAAAUGUGAUGGAUUGUUUGGAUGCUUUCAAAUAAAUUUUAAACAACA
Molecule: messenger RNA, 3191 nt
Organism: Cottoperca gobio
Lineage: Eukaryota; Metazoa; Chordata; Actinopteri; Perciformes; Bovichtidae
Gene: tlcd5a
Product: TLC domain containing 5a
Exons: 3
Coding region: 395-1114 (239 amino acids)
Cellular component (GO): membrane
Source: RefSeq, a predicted model, not a curated record